AUGGCUUCCUUCAAUCCCUUCGCUAGACGCGAGACCCACAGCGCCAGCUCGCUGAAUACCUACCGCGUCCUCGUACCCCUUAGCUGGGUUUUGGUCGUGGUAGUUGGCAUUUACUACUCUUUGCACUCGCCGGACGAUGUCAAGAAGAGCAAGAAGAUCUGGAAACAGGCUAAUAAGCACAACACUCCGUUCAGUCAGAACACUACUUUGACUGGGAUUUACUGGAUCCUGCUUCUCCUAUCGCAGCUAAGCUAUGUCUACCACCUCUUCUCCAAGAACAAUGUGCUAGUCACAGCUGCCGCCAACGUCGCCACCCACUUUAUCCUGAACAACGUCUUCCUGUUCGUCUGGAUCCUCCUCUGGACCCGUAAUUACUUCUGGGGUGCUGAGGUCGUCCUCAUCUUCCACUUCCUCAACCAGUGGAUUACCUACUGGCGUCAUCGUGGUCUGCCAGCCUUCGUCCACCUCCCAGCUGUUGCAGGACCUUAUGCCUGGACAUUGACCGCGUUGUUCUGGAAUGGUGCUGUGGCCGUGCAUAGCCACAACCUCCCCGGAAGGAUCGUCGCCAACAUUUUCAUCUGGGUGAUCCUCAUUGUGGGAUUGUUUGAUAUUGUCCUGCGGGAAGACUACAUCCUUGGAUAUUGUCUCAGUAUCUUGUCGCUGUCUCUGGCUUUACGUCAAGUUGCUGUCAAGAUCAUCGCCCUGCAGUGGAUCUUCGCCUUUGUUGUGUUUGCGGUGUUCCUGGUUGUCUCAAUCUACAUCUCCACAACGAAGUACACUGGUCGUGACAGCCUCUUCCGUCGUGUCGCACACCCCGAGUCGACUGACCGCGAGAGAGCUCCUCUGCUUAAUGACCAGGUUUGA
Messenger RNA from Penicillium nucicola, 864 nucleotides. Its product is annotated as DUF1774 domain-containing protein. The record is from RefSeq and is a predicted model, not a curated record. The coding region runs from base 1 to 864 and encodes 287 amino acids. The transcript has 3 exons. NCBI's taxonomy places the organism in Eukaryota, Fungi, Ascomycota, Eurotiomycetes, Eurotiales, Aspergillaceae.